AUGAAGGUCGAUAGCGACAUUGAUCAAAGUGAAGACGAGGACAACGAUGACGCAGACGACCUGCGCAAUAUCUUCGAGGCCCUUCAGAAGCGGCAGCAGAAGAAGGCCUCUGCGCGUACUGCAGCGUUCCAAAGCCAGAAGAAAGCCCUCUAUAACAAUGGCCGGAAGAAAGUGCAGGACCUCGUUCGCGAUGGGAUAGAGCUUGCAAACAAUCUGCGCGCCCAAAUAGCCGAGCUUGAAGCGCAAGAAGUCUCCUACGAGCAGCAGAAAGAGCAGUUCGCUUCGCUGCUCAAGGCAAUGGAUCAAGAGACGAAUGCCCUCCUCGGUGCUGCCCGGGUCAUCGAAGACCUCAACGCCCGCCGGGUCACCAUCAUCGACGCUUGCAGCAACCACGUCGAAGAACGCCCCGCGCAGCGCGAGCGGACUCUGCAGAGCUUCCUCGUCAAGGCUCGGGACCAGGUCGAGCGCAGUCGGGCGGAGCAGAAGGUCUGGCUUUCUGAGCGUAAGGCAGGACGCAGACUUACAGUGUCGACUUUGCAGAGCGCCACGGACGCAAAAGCACUCAUCAAGCAAUACAAGAAUAUCCUUCGCGCAGCAGGCAACGAAUGA
This is a messenger RNA of Schizophyllum commune H4-8, 609 nucleotides long. RefSeq lists its product as uncharacterized. Lineage: Eukaryota; Fungi; Basidiomycota; Agaricomycetes; Agaricales; Schizophyllaceae. Bases 1 to 609 code for a protein of 202 amino acids. The transcript has 6 exons. The record is from RefSeq and is a predicted model, not a curated record.